AGUGGGGUUGGUUUUGGUGUUAGCCUGACGCUAGUUAGCUACCCAGCUAACGAAACAAACACACUCUCUCUCUUUGAUUCGUUGUCACUUGCAUGUCUUGUGGUAAUUAAAGUAGACUCUUCAACACACGAUAAUUAUUUUCAAAGAAAGCCGUGGUUUCCAUCGUGGCGGACACCGGCACCGACAGAAACUUAACGUUAGUUAGUUGCUUCUGAUGUGAAUUCUGAAUAAGGUAGCAAUGGACCACCACAAUCCCAACUCAAGUCACCACAACCGCUACUCAGCAUACACAAGAGAGAGGGGUGACAGUGGAGGAAAUCACAGCAGGAUUAAACAUUCAAGAUCAGCUCGCCACCAGCAUCAGUCUGGGCCAGCUUUUUGGCAAAACCCACUCAGCUCACAGGGUUUGAGCACCAGAAAAGAGCUAUAUGAAAGAGACUUUCCUGUUUACAAACAGCCUGUCGAAGUAGGAUGUUUUUCCCUCGACUCUGAACGUAGAUUCUUUAACGACAGCAGACAGAUGAGAUACUAUGUGGAGCCUGACAGAAAUCCUAACUUUGACCUGAAGGAUGGAUACAAGGACCGCUUCAUAAAGAGAAAUGAAAGUGUGGUGGAGAGGCUGGACCUAAUGCUCCGCUGGAUCUUGGCCAACAGAUCAAAAGUCAGCUCAAAGGCCACCACAGUCUCAUCAUGUGCUUUAGAUGCUGACUUUGUGACAUGGCGUGGUCAUCUCACCAAGCUGCUGACAACUCCCUAUGAGACAAGGGAGGGCUGGCUGCUGGCGGUCACGAGGUUCAGGGGCACGCUUUACAUCAGUGAAGUGGAAACAGAAGCUGCCCGCAGGGAGCGAGACAACCGCACUGAGAGGCAUGAGGAGAUGAUGUACUGGGGCUACAAGUUUGAGCAAUACGCAUGUGCAGAUAACGUACACAGUCUACCCGACCCAGGCGGAGUGGUUAACACUAAUGAGGCUUUCUGCACUGUGGUGCAAACUCGGCUCGCAAAUCACAGUCUUCUGUUCUCCGGUGAGGUGGACUGCCGGGAUAAAGAUCCCAAUUCUCCAGUUCCUCCUGCAUGCUACGUCGAGCUGAAGACCUCUGCAGAGAUCUGCACCCCCAAACAGCGCAGCAACUUCCACAGGUUCAAACUGCUCAAGUGGUGGGCCCAGUCUUUUCUCCCCGGAGUCCCUCGUGUUGUGGCAGGUUUUCGGGAUCACGACGGAGUGGUUGUUGCCGUGGAGACUUUUCUCAUCUCUAAGAUUUCACAUCUCAUCAGGAACGAACACAACUGCUGGAAGCCAACGGUCUGUAUGAACUUCUGUUGUGAUUUCCUGUCUUUUGUUAAGGCUACAGCUACUGAAGACAAUCCAGGUGUGGUGUACCUGUUCUCCUAUGAGCCCUACAGAGAUGUGACCUACUCCGUCCACAGGGACUCCCAGUAUUCCUUUCUGCCACACUGGUAUGUGGAGGAGAUGACCAGUAUUAAGGACUGAUUUACAACUGAUACAUGGUCAACUUGGACCAUUAAUUCAGACCUCCAAUGCAGGGUUAUUUCCCAAAAUACAUUUGAUGUGUAUCGAGUUUAACUCAUCCUCUGAGAGUAGCUUUGUGAGUUCAUUUUAUCUCAAAUCAUUUUUUGUUUUCAGUACUACUUUUUUCUUUUUUUUUACUGUAAAUAAAACAGUCAUUACUCUUUCAAUAGUGUU
Scatophagus argus is the source of this 1705-nucleotide messenger RNA. RefSeq names its product decapping exoribonuclease (gene dxo). The coding region runs from base 239 to 1492 and encodes 417 amino acids. Gene Ontology annotation, cellular component: nucleus; cytosol. Gene Ontology annotation, molecular function: mRNA 5'-diphosphatase activity. The transcript is spliced from 7 exons. The record is from RefSeq and is a predicted model, not a curated record. Gene Ontology annotation, biological process: nuclear-transcribed mRNA catabolic process; NAD-cap decapping. NCBI's taxonomy places the organism in Eukaryota, Metazoa, Chordata, Actinopteri, Scatophagidae.